Messenger RNA from Lentinula edodes (shiitake mushroom), 786 nucleotides. RefSeq lists its product as uncharacterized. The transcript has 2 exons. NCBI's taxonomy places the organism in Eukaryota, Fungi, Basidiomycota, Agaricomycetes, Agaricales, Omphalotaceae. Bases 1 to 786 code for a protein of 261 amino acids. The record is from RefSeq and is a predicted model, not a curated record.
AUGUCCUCGGCACUAAAAGCGGCCAAAAAUCUUAUUAGGUUCUUUCGUCCUGGUGGAACACCUCACAUAUAUGACUCUUCUACUCCUCCUCUCUUUCAGCGACCUUCACCUUGGUGGGCCAAAUGGACCUUUGCUCUGGUCGCGUGCGAUGCCUUCAUGACCGGUUCAGCCAUGGACUUAACUUGGAAUCACUGGUCGCAGCCGAUAGACGGAAAGUCAGAGUCUGCAGUCCCCCCUCAUUCCGAGUAUUACACCCUUCGACCGAUGUGGCAACGCCUGGGCCUUUGCUCAGGAUUUUUUGUUGGCGGCGUUGGUGCUGCUUCUGCACUUUUCAUUGCUGGCUUUCGAUACACUAAAGUCCUUGACGUAUUCCCUCCCCUUCAAACCAUCGUUAACUCAAGCCGGAUGGACAAAAAUGCCGUGCAAAAAGCAUUGGAAAAACGCCGUGUCUUUAUCCAAUCAGCGCGACAUUCCCGCUCCCGCGGAAUCACCUUUCCUCUCUCUCAUUGUACCCUACAUCGUGGACGAGCAGACUCUGAGCUCCUGCUCACUGUCGAUAACGAAAGAGGACACUGGUACAUUGGCCUCGACGAUAAAUCUAUCAUUGACGGACAGAACUACAAGGGAAGUGCUGCUCGUGAAGUAAUGCUUAAAGCAUGGAAAGGCGGCUGGAUCAAUGAUGAUCUGGCGCGCGCUGCCUCUCUACCUACGCCGCCUACGCCAAAGAAGAGUAUAGAUAAACAAAAAAAGACUCGUACUCACGUAUCAUCAUCAUCAUCACAAUGA